Molecule: messenger RNA, 2156 nt
Organism: Condylura cristata (star-nosed mole)
Lineage: Eukaryota; Metazoa; Chordata; Mammalia; Eulipotyphla; Talpidae
Gene: MASP2
Product: mannan-binding lectin serine peptidase 2
Exons: 11
Coding region: 1-2091 (696 amino acids)
Biological process (GO): complement activation, lectin pathway; proteolysis
Cellular component (GO): extracellular region
Molecular function (GO): serine-type endopeptidase activity; calcium ion binding
Source: RefSeq, a predicted model, not a curated record
AUGGAGGAGGUGCUCCCCCAGUCGCCCCAAUGCCGUCUGCCUCCCAGCUCCCGCAUCCCCAAAGCAGGCACUGCUGCUCUCCAAGACUCUAGGUGGCCUGAGCCAGUGUUUGGGCGCCUGGCGUCCCCGAGAUUUCCAGGGGAGUACCCCAACAACCAGGAGCAGCGCUGGACACUGAGGGCACCCCCCGGCUACCGCCUGCGCGUCUACUUCACCCAUUUCCACCUGGAGCCCUCCUACCGCUGCGAGUACGACUUUGUCAAGCUGAGCGCCGGGCCCAGGGUGCUGGCCACGCUGUGCGGGCAGGAGAGCACAGACACGGAGCGGGCCCCGGGCAACGACACCUUCUACUCUCCGGGCCCCAGCCUGGACGUCACCUUCCGCUCCGACUACUCCAACGAGAAGCCCUUCUCCGGCUUCGAGGCCUUCUAUGCCGCCGAGGACAUUGACGAGUGCCUGCAGCCCCCGGGGGACCCCCCCACCUGCGACCACCACUGCCACAACCACCUGGGAGGUUUCUACUGCUCCUGCCGGGUGGGCUACAUUCUCCACCAGAACAAGCGCACCUGCUCAGCCCUGUGCUCUGGCCAGGUCUUCAGUGGCAGGUCUGGGGUGCUCAGCAGUCCCGAAUACCCACAGCCGUACCCCAAACUCUCCCGCUGCACCUACAGCAUCCUCCUGGAGGAGGGGUUCAGCAUCACCCUAGACUUCGUGGAGUCCUUUAACGUGGAGGCACACCCCGACACCCAGUGCCCCUACGACUCCCUCAAGAUCCGAACAGACAAAGAGGAAUUGGGCCCAUUUUGUGGGGAUGAGCUGCCGGGCAGGAUCGAGACCAAGAGCCACACCGUGAACGUCACCUUUGUCACCGAUGACUCGGGGGGCCACACGGGCUGGAAGAUCCGCUAUAGCAGCACAGCUCAGCCUUGCCCUGAUCCAGUGGCGCCACCUAACGGCCACAUCUCGCCGCUGCAAGCCGCCUACGUCCUGAAGGACCGCGUGGCCGUGACCUGCGACAGGGGCUAUGAGCUGCUGCAGGGCCAGCUGCCCCUGAAAUCGUUUGUGGCCGUGUGUCAGAAAGAUGGCUCCUGGGACCGGCCGAUGCCAGAGUGCAGCAUUGUCGACUGCGGGCCUCCCGAUGACCUGCCCAACGGCCGCGUGGACUACAUCACUGGCCCUGAGGUGACCACGCACAAGGCCGAGAUUCAGUAUCGCUGCAACGAGACCUUCUACACCAUGGCGGCAGGCAACGGUAAAUACGUGUGUGAGGCUGAUGGAUUCUGGACGAGCUCCAAAGGAGAAACCUCGCUCCCCACCUGUGAGCCGGUGUGUGGCCGAUCAGCCCGCGCCACCCGCGGCCGCGUCUUCGGAGGGCAGUUGGCGAAGGCCGGCGACUUCCCUUGGCAAGUCCUGCUCCUGGGCGAGGGCACCGCGGCGGGCGCGCUCCUGCGCGACAGCUGGGUCCUGACGGCCGCGCACGCCGUCUACGGGCGCAGGGAGGACGCCUCCGCCCUGGACAUCAGGAUGGGCACCCUGAAGAGAAGGUCGCCCCACUACACCCGGGCCCAGGCCGAGGCCGUGUUCAUACACGAGGGCUACGCGCACGGCGCCGGCUUCGAUCACGACGUUGCCCUGAUCAAACUGAAGCGCCCAGUGGCCGUCAGCAGCAACGUCCUGCCCGUGUGCCUGCCGGGCGCGGCCGCCGAGGCCUUCAUGAGGCCGGACGACGUGGGCACCGUCUCGGGGUGGGGCGUGACGGAGCGGGGCUUCCCCGCCCUGAACCUCCAGUUUGUCGACAUACCCGUCGUGGAGCAGCAGACGUGCGCCGCGGCCCAUGCGAGGCGGCGCGACCCCACGGCCCGGGUGACGGCCAACAUGCUGUGCGCCGGCGCGGAGCGCGGGGGCAAGGACAGCUGCAGGGGCGACAGCGGCGGGGCGCUCGUGUUCCUGGACAACACGACACACAGGUGGUUUGUGGGGGGGAUCGUGUCCUGGGGCUCCCUGAACUGCGGGGAGGCAGGCCAGUAUGGGGUCUACACCAAAGUCACUAACUACAUCCCCUGGAUCGAGAACAUCACUAACAACUUUUAACCUGCGGCCUUUAGUACGUCAUUUCCGUCACCUGCGGCCUUUAGUACGUCAUUUCCGUCUCCAAG